Messenger RNA from Rhodofomes roseus, 3367 nucleotides. RefSeq lists its product as uncharacterized. The transcript is spliced from 8 exons. The record is from RefSeq and is a predicted model, not a curated record. NCBI's taxonomy places the organism in Eukaryota, Fungi, Basidiomycota, Agaricomycetes, Polyporales, Fomitopsidaceae. Bases 286 to 3285 code for a protein of 999 amino acids.
CAGCUGUCUAUAUGCUGUACCCUGCCAAUGCUGCGGAAUACUGGCCAGAUCUGCCAGUGCGCAACGGUGUGGCUAGUAACUUGAGGAUUCCUGAUACUACGUUCUACCAUUGGGCCCCGCUCAGUGAACUAACCCCCAUUUUAUUCCAUUCGACAGGGUCCAAUCUGGGAGCUGACAGAAGAAUGGGCGACAUUUUGAAUAAGCCUAGCGGCUGGCGAACGCAACCAUGUCAGCCCACGAAUACAGUAUAAAUCUGAGUCCUUACCCUCCACGGGGUUGGCCAGGAUGGCUCCCGUCCUGUCCUCGCCUCCGUCCGCUCCUUCUGGAAUGUCCUCUCUCUUCGCGUCCAUCGGAGACAGAAAGCAGAUCAUCGUCUAUGCUGCUAUCGUCGUAAUCUUAUUUGCCAUUUUCCUCUUCGCAGCCAUCUACAUCCUCCGGCUCUACAAUGCUUCUCCAGAAUCGGAAGACGAAGAAUCGCACAACACCUCCACCCCUCGCCCGCCUCUUCGGCUCCUCCUCCCGGGAAUGGUUCAGCAACGCACCUCAAGCAGCACAUCUACCCUCGUCGGAUGCGCCACACCUCCGCAGAACUGCCCACCUCCCGCCAAGCGUUCGGGCAGUGCUCCUAGUCCUCUGCGUCAACAUGUUCACAUUGACCCUCUUCCGGUCGCUUCCGAGCAGAGUCAGGUUUCGUGUGUUCCCAUCGUCACACCUGGCGAGCGCCCUACGAACGCCCUGCCCGAAGAUCAAGCCGACUCUAUCGUAGGCCCCAAGGCUACGACCGAGGCGGCGGAGGAGACCGUCCCUACCGAGCCUGAGAUCAUCCCCGACCCCGUCGGAAGCAAGACGAAGUGGCUUCAAACCGACCCCGCUCUCAAAGUUGAGGCUGACAUAGCCGACAUGAUGAUCCUCACUUUCGAUAUGAACAAGCCACCGGGCCCCCUCGACAAGCACGAUCCCAGUGAAAUCGAUGGCGACAGCAAAUUUGCCGAUGAAGUUGCGGCAAACAUCGGCAACACCUUCCUUCAGAUGGUAAAAACACUGUCUUCCCCUAAGGCACUCAAGUCCCCCGCGCCGGCGCCCUCUGCCGGUGCGAAGUCCCCUCGCCACAUCGAGAUGAUGCUCGGCCCCGAGGGUAAUACCAGCGUAACGCAAGUUUCGUCGAAUUCCGCGAAGUGUGGUCUCCUUUCUUUCCGACAAGAGCCUCGCCGGGGUGAUCUGUGGGCGGCAGCUCUCGACCGUCUCGCCCGUCAUGUCUCGCUCGACGACAUUGAUGCAGACAACCCCCCCAUCCGCGAACCUACUCGCGUACUCGAGGACCCUAUCGAUGAUCAAGAAGUUAGGAAACCUGAUCACACUACGCAUUACGAAAUAGCAAAUCCGCCGGAACCCUCAAUUGGCGGUACGUCGUUGCCGGGCGACAAGUUCGCGUCGUCCGGGACGUCUGUACCCGCCUUCGGAUGCCGCACUGCCAAGACUGCGGCUGAUGACACGGUCACAUCGGACUUCUCAAGUGCUUUAUCUCAUGGGAAGCCCAGGAAGGGGGUCCGCUUUGCUGGAGACUUCAACGCGGAGGUCGGCGACCGCUGCCGUAUCAGCUACAAUGUGACAGCCGGUUACCUCAAGGUCAAGGUUGCCGACUCCAUCGCCACGCUGCCUCCGCUCUCUAGUGGUUCUCUCUCUGACCUUCCUUCCCCAUCUCUCACCGAGCCUACUCAUGGCUCGGCCGAUCAAAUCGCCGACAUUGUUGGAUCUUGUGGCCCCCUUGCGUUAUCUACGGCUGAGCGCGGUGGACCUGCCCUCGCGACGGAGGCAAGCUCCGAGUGCCAUCCUACCGGCUCGCCACCCAUCUCAGCCCUGAACGUCGACGAUGAGGACUGCAAGCCGAUCAUUGUAUACGAAAACCACCUCGACGAGGACGCAGACCGCAACUUCUACGAACUCGGGAUCUCGUACUCGACCCAGGCGCUCCGCAACCUAGUCAUGAAGAACGUCGAGCGGAGCUUUGCACAGCGCCAGGAAGAGCAGCGGAAGCGGUGCGAGGAGAUAGACAAGCUCUACUCGUCCUUCCACGAGGGGCACCUGAACGACGGUGCUGCGACUGCCUACACGCCUCCUUUGAGUCCAGAUCUUGCCAACUAUCACGGGCACGCGUAUGACUCUGGCGACUCCGACUCGGGUUCUUCGUCUCCCGCAACUCCUGCUCUUGGUUUCUGGCCCGACACUGCUCAUGCUCCAACAAUCACAAAGGGGACCUCUGCUGCGACGACCGACACCUGGAAGUUCUUGCCUGGUAACACAGCUGGCGACACUGGCUUUGCGGUCUCCGCCUCUGGCAACCUCUGCGGCCUUGCGCUCCAGCUCGAAUACGACGUAGGCGACGACGUGCCUCUCCCUCCUCGCCGGGUCUUAGAAACGUCUCCCAGCGACGAGAUGAAGCCGAUCUUGGUCGUCGAAGAGCACCUGGACGAGAACGCCGAGCGGAACUUCUACGAGUUCGGGAUCUCUUACUCGACGCAGGCUCUUCGCAAUCUACUCAUGAAGGAAUGCGAGAAGACCUCGAAGAGACGGCGCCUCGAGUUCGAAGUCGCAAAAGCAGUGGCUGAAGGACAGAAGAAGCAACAACGUACGGAACCUGCGGAUAUACCCGGCAACCACGGAAGCGACCUCGGACCAGGCGACGACACCCUGAGCUCGGCAUAUUCCUGCGAGACGAUCAGUGAUGAUGGUCAACGGUCUUGUGGCCAAGCCCCCGAGCCAAUGGCUGCGUCGCCGACUGCGGAUCCUCAUCAGGAAGACAUGGCCUCGCAAGAAAUGUCCCGCUCGGGCUCCUUCCAAGCUCUUGUUCGCCAGUCUGCCCAGCGAAGUGACUCUCUGGUCUCUGAUUCUGGCGUAUCCAUCAUGGACCAAGCCACUCGGCCGGGGCGGUUCUCCAAGCUCCUCAUGUCCUUCUACAACGGGUACGACUUCAGCGUCGCAGCUGCCAUCGCAGUCGGCCUCGAGAUCAACAUCGAAGACUGCGACACCGGCAAGGUGGUGACGCUUUACGACGACUAUUACAACCACGAUGACUAUCCUGAUGGCACCGUGCUCGCUGAGGAACCAUCUCUCGAGAUGCUCCAGAACAUAGACACCAAGAGCGCGUCUUCUCAGCACCUCCGCGUUCCCGAGACAAUGUGGACCGCUCCUCGCCUCGAUUCCUCCGUGCUCGACGCUUCUGGAAACGCAGACCUACAAGCUGGCCAGUUCCGCAACCGCCCUGCCGGAUUCGAAGGCCUGUUUUGAAGCUCGAAAGUCUUGCUACACCGUCACAACCCCAUCAUCCUCAGUUUACAUUAUCAAUUCUUCUUGAACGGUUCAUCUUCUU